Messenger RNA from Xenopus laevis (African clawed frog), 2477 nucleotides. It is a transcript of the gene scoc.L, whose product is annotated as short coiled-coil protein B. The record is from RefSeq and is a predicted model, not a curated record. Lineage: Eukaryota; Metazoa; Chordata; Amphibia; Anura; Pipidae. Bases 25 to 453 code for a protein of 142 amino acids. Gene Ontology annotation, cellular component: Golgi membrane; trans-Golgi network; Golgi apparatus. The transcript is spliced from 4 exons.
CUUAUUGGUUCGGCGCUGGGAAGAAUGGGCGUUUCAGUACGUACUUGUGCAACGUCAGCGCGUAGAGUGCAAACUUUACGCACGCUCGCUCCUAUAGCAUCUAGCUACCUUUUUGCUGGGUGUCGCAUAGGAGGGUCCAUUGGUUCUUGGUCGUAUUUCCAUACGUUGCAGUUACGCUUGAAUCCACAGAUUUCAACCCCUGCUGUUAUGAACUCCGACAUGGACGAUCUUGAGAUGGAAAAUCAAGUUGAACUUGAAGAAAAGACUCGGCUUAUCAACCAGGUUUUGGAGCUUCAGCACACCUUAGAAGAUCUCUCUGCUCGUGUGGACGCUGUUAAAGAAGAAAACCUCAAACUGAAAUCAGAAAAUCAGGUUCUGGGCCAGUACAUCGAGAAUCUAAUGUCUGCUUCCAGCGUGUUCCAAACAACAGACACAAAGAGCAAGAGGAAGUAAUAUGCUGCUCCUUUAUCAUGGCUUCCCGUGGGCUGCAUUUUCUUUUAUUUGAACCAGGGUCUGGUUACCAUAGAAGUGCAUUCACAUAACUAGUGCUAGCUGUAAUGUUGUACAAUAGACCAGUGUGUAAACUGCACUACUGAAAAGGGCCAUUGGAUGCCCAUCAAAUAUCCAGGACUUGGGCACAAAUUAUUUUGAGAUGGAGACGUAAGAUAUCACUACAUGUUCUGUAAUAAUGAAACAUUAGGGUUAUGCUUAAAAAAAUGGUUUGCAUGGGGGACGGAUCAGAUAUUUACAUGGAAUCAGACUGUGGCUUGUGCACAAGACGGGACAUUGAUUUGCCUCCCAGCUGUCUCUAUUCCGCUCUCCGUUUACCAUUAAGGUUGCCACCUUUUCUGGAAAAAAAUACCGGCCUUCCUAUAUAUUUAUCUUUUUUCCCUAUUAAUAACAUUGGGAUCAACCAUCAUUUUUACCAGCCAGGCCAGUAAAAUACUGGCUAGGUGGCAACCCUAUUUACCAUACAAAAACAAUGUUUGUUUGUUAAUUUGAUAUAACGUAGGGCGUGUUUUUAGCGUGUUCUUUCUGUAUUGCUCCUGUCUGCAAGUAUUUCUAUCAUCUUUAUGUUCAGAGCUUCUACAUGUUCUUUCUUCCUUUCAUUACUCUUCCAUGUAACACAAAGUACAGGCUGCAGAUUUGCAUCAUCACACAGGCUACAAGUAUAAAAUGUUUUCUGUUAAUCAUAAAGGUUAAUAUCCGCUCAGAUACAAAGGUAACCUGCAGUGCCCACAGGCAUUACGAAUCCUAAAAAGGUAGUUGUGAUGCCUCUAGUAGUGUUCCAAUUGGCAGUGCAAGUAGAACAGAGGAUUAUUGAUCCCUAUGGCUGGAACACAGGUCAACCUUGAUGUUAAUUCUAUACAUAUGUCCCCAAACAUUCACAGGCAGAGGGAUCAGCCAUCACUCUUCAUACCUAUACUGCCAUCUUUUGGACGACCAUUAAAAUGACUCAGGAGCAGCUCUCAGAGUGAACCUCCGUGGCCAUAUUAGUUGGCCAAAAAUAAAAAUAAACUGAUUGUGUCUUACCAAGUGUUACAUGGAAUGAUUAUUAUAAUCAGUAUUUAAAUGAGCACCUUCUCAGCAAUGUCAAUAUUAUGUACAUGUGUCUGACAUUGUUGGGCAAUUGUUUACAGAGCAAGAGUAGACUGUUAGAGGUUUAUUUAUCAAAGUCCAAAUUUAUCUCAAUAUUCUCUGCUACAAACUUUUUACACUUAUUUAUUAUUACAUUUUCCCGAAAAUUUGCUUAGCGGGGAAAAAAAUCUGAUUUUCACAUCCCCGAGGAUGGAAAAGUCCGAAUCUGAAAAUGCGGCAUCUCAGACCUGUCGAGGUUGCAUACAAGUCAAUGGGAGAAGUCCCAAUGGUUUUUUGAAUUUAGUAAAUAACCCCCUUUAUGUGACUUCUUCCUCUAAAUGAAUUCUGGAAAUUAGACUGCAUUUAUGGGUUAAAUCUGUGUUUCAUUGGUGUCCCUGGCUCCCAACCAGCCCAGAUCUUCAGCAUAUGAUGGAGCAUGGAGUUUACUUUCCAUACACAACUCCAGAUGUAGCCCAAAUGCUGGGAAUUUGCACUUCCGGGUGCAGGCGUCAAGUUUGCACCAGGAGUCCUCCAGGCGUUUGAUGUAACUAAGUUAAAAGAAUCACAAGGUAAAGUCUGUGCUGUAGAAGCCACAAGUCUCUUCUUUCAUAUGUUUUCAUGCCAGUAAUACUUUGUAUUUUUUCCCUUCAUUUGCUGCACUAAGCCACAGUGAACUAUCCACGCCUUAUACCAGGGAAGUAAUAUGGUGCCAAAUAUGGCUCGAUGUUUCCUAUUAGCAGCUCUACUACAGUGUGUAGUUUGUAAUAUGGCAGUGACACAGUAAGUGUAACAAUAUGACAGUUAUUGAGCUAUUGUAUGGAAUAUGUUUGCACCGAUAAUGUUUCUAAUUUAUUUUGGAUGUUAAUGAAAUAAAACCCUUUUUAUUUUGUUUGCUUUAA